UACGUCUCUGGCUUCUUCACCAAGCAGGCCGGCGGCCGCCCAAUAUACUGGCCGCGACGUUGGAAGCGGGAGUUGUGCAAUUUGGAAGAGACCAGAAGAAAGAAAGCAUAAAAUCCUAGCGAUCUGUUGAGCUCUGAGACGACGCCAUGGCACGCUACGACCGCGCGAUCACCGUUUUCUCACCAGAUGGGCAUCUCUUCCAGGUGGAGUACGCUCUCGAGGCCGUCCGCAAGGGAAACGCCGCCGUUGGCGUCCGUGGCACAGACACCAUCGUCCUUGGAGUCGAGAAGAAGGCGACGCCAAAGCUACAGGACUCCAGGACCAUGAAGAAGAUCGCGAGCCUGGACAGCCACAUCGCACUAGCCUGCGCGGGUCUCAAAGCUGACGCGCGGGUCCUGAUCAAUCGCGCCCGGAUCGAAUGCCAGAGCCACCGUCUCACGCUCGAGGAUCCCGUGACCGUCGAGUACAUCACCCGAUACAUCGCCGGCCUGCAGCAGAAGUACACUCAGAGCGGUGGUGUUAGGCCUUUUGGCCUCUCAACCCUUAUUGUCGGCUUUGAUCCCUACACCGGGGCGCCGUCGCUUUACCAGACAGAUCCUUCGGGGACUUUCUCGGCGUGGAAGGCCAACGCUGCCGGGAGGAACUCGAAUUCCAUGAGGGAGUUCCUCGAGAAGAACUACAAAGAGACGUCGGGCCAGGAGACAGUCAAGCUGGCGAUACGGGCGCUGCUCGAGGUCGUUGAGAGUGGGGGCAAGAACAUAGAGAUUGCUGUGAUGACAAAAGAACAUGGUCUUCGCCAGCUUGAGGAGUCUGAGAUCGAUGCAAUUGUUGCUGAGAUUGAAUCAGAGAAAGCUGCAGCCGAGGCUGCAAAGAAGGCGCCUUCAAAGGAAACCUAAUUUUAUCGCAUGGAACAGCAACUCUCCUUCCAAUUCUGAAAACCUCAAUAUUGCUCGCAAGUCUUUUUGUUUGUUUUUUCCAUACAAUGAAAAGCUUCACUCUUGGGGAGAAUGGCUAUUCAGACCUGUAAGUAUGAUGCCUUUCAAAUAUUUUUAACAUUACUGGAAGAUAAAAAACUUGCAGAUACUGCUUUUACUUGUUUUUUCUGUAAUCCCGCAUAAAACAUUUUCUUUGUUGAAGUUAUUGAGAGUUGAGAUUAGGACUA
Messenger RNA from Dendrobium catenatum, 1162 nucleotides. RefSeq names its product proteasome subunit alpha type-7. Gene Ontology annotation, cellular component: proteasome core complex; nucleus; proteasome core complex, alpha-subunit complex. Lineage: Eukaryota; Viridiplantae; Streptophyta; Magnoliopsida; Asparagales; Orchidaceae. The transcript has 3 exons. Bases 147 to 896 code for a protein of 249 amino acids. Gene Ontology annotation, biological process: ubiquitin-dependent protein catabolic process. The record is from RefSeq and is a predicted model, not a curated record.